This is a messenger RNA of Diatraea saccharalis (sugarcane borer), 810 nucleotides long. The record is from the annotation of a GenBank genome assembly. Lineage: Eukaryota; Metazoa; Arthropoda; Insecta; Lepidoptera; Crambidae.
ACUGUUCGUUUCCUUCCGGUAAAAUACGUCAACGCCAAAUCUGUCCAAUUUUCUAAUAAACGCUAAUUUCACAAUCGCAAUAUUAUUAAUUUACCUGUAUAACGUUAUCAUCUGGCCUGAAAGCUCUCCCUAUACUAAAUUUCAUCAUGCCACGCGGUAAAUAUACUAACCACAAAGGCCGUAAUCGUAAGUUUACCAGCCCCGAAGAAUUAGAAGAACAGCGUAAACAAGAAGAGCUUAAGCAAAAAUGGAGAAAAGAACAUCAAGAAAGUUCAAGUGAAGAGGAAUCUGGUGAUAACAAGUCGGGAUCUGGCAGUAGUGAAGAAAGUGACUCCGAUGAUGAUCAUCCUACUAAAGCAAAGGGUGUUUCCGGUCUUAUUGAAGUAGAAAAUCCUAACCGAGUAGUGAAAAAAAACAAAAAAUUAUCUAAUCUGAACAAUUUAGGUGAAGGGGAAAAAGCUCCGCUAUCUAGACGGGAACGUGAAGAAAUAGAAAGGCAACGCGCAGCGGCCGCCUAUCAGAAAGCGCACGCGGAGGGAAAGACGGAUCAGGCGCGUGCAGAUCUCGCUCGCCUCGCCAUCAUACGACAGCAGAGGGAAGAAGCGGCUAAGAGGAGGGAAGCUGAGAAGAAAGCUAAGGAAGAGACAACCAAGAAAAGGUAGGCUAAUGUUAAAUAUCCUAAAAGUACAGUGAAAUACAACUAUAUGAAAUGUUACAAAAUCCUUACUAAUAUUAUCGAUGUAAACAUAACACUGUCUGUGUGUUACGCUUUCAUGCUUAACCAUUGACCCAAUUUAUAAUUAAAUUUGG